AUGUCAACCCCCACAGCUCCCAUCGAAGUUGGCAAUGGCCCAAAGAAACCAAGUCUGAUCUCCGUAGACGAACUCGUCAAGAUCAUGGAAGCCAACACGCUGCAAGACGAUCCUCGAGAGAAGAAAACGGAGCGAUCUAGCAAGCUUGUCAAGGCGUAUCUGAUCCAGAAUGAGCCUGAGUUUGUUAGGGUCAUGGGGUUCAGAGAUAGAGGUUGGAUGCAAAACAAGGACAAGGGUGAUGCUUUCUUCAAGGCGCAGCGUGAAAGAGCGGAUAAUACGGAUAUUUCCGGGGAGCAGAAGUUCUUUCGUAUGAUGAUCCAGAUUGCUGAUGAGAUGAAUGGGAUGACUGGAGCUCUUUCUCCGCAAACAGCUCGCGGUUCAGAUAUGAAGGUUUUAGAUAUAUGUAUGGCACCAGGAGGAUAUACUGCAGCGGUUCUUAGGUUCAAUCCCAGGGCCAAAGCUUUCGCAAUCACACUGCCCAUGGAGCAAGGAGGCCACCCGAUUCAUAUUGAGCGGAACCGUUUGGCGGGGCUUCAGCUGUUGGAUGUCACUAUGCUUGUCAACGAAUAUACCGACAAGCCAAUCACACCAGGGCAUCCAGACCGAAAGAAGUUCCUAACGAUCCGUCCCUUUAAAUUCCAUUCGUUCGAUCUGGUCUUCUGCGAUGGCAUGGUUUUGAGAACCCAACAACGCGAAGACUACCGAGAGGGGAAUGAAGUUAUCCGUCUCUCUACUUCGCAGCUCAUUCUGGCAAUGCAACGAAUUAAGGCAGGUGGCACAUUGGUCAUGCUGCUGCACAAGAUCGAUUCGUUCCCGGCGGCGAAUAUCUUGUAUAAAUUCAGCAAAUUUGCGAAGCUCGAGGCGUUCAAGCCACAGAAGAAGCACGGUACUCGAAGCUCGUUCUAUAUGAUAGCCAAGGAUGUGCAGCCGAGCCACGAGGCAGCGAAGGCUGUGGUCGCAGAGUGGAAGGAGGCCUGGUGGAAGGCUACGUUUGGAGGCGAGGCUGGUAUAGGAGAGCCGAAAGUAGACCCCCCAGAGAGCGUUGUGUUCAAUAUGCUAGAAGAGUUUGGAGAGCAAUUGAUGGAAAUGGGUCGCCCUAUUUGGAGAAUUCAGGGGGAUGCGUUGAGCCGGACGGAAUAUGCUGGUGAUGGAUCCAUUGACAUUGCGCGUUCCGAGACUGCUGUGGAUUUGUCAGGCACUAUCAAUUCAUCUCCUUGGAGAGAUUUGCGAGAGAGCUUGAAAGAGAACGUUCCUCUUCAAACUUCUGGCAGUCCAGUCGGACCAUCUUCUUGGCGAGCUUUGAGAGAGAAUGUUCCACCUCAAAGCAGUGCUAAUCCUGUCACACCAUCUCCGUGGGAUGUUAUGAGAGAAAGUAUGAAGGAGAGACUUCCUCCUCAUAGCUCCCCUCUGCAUAAGGACCUAAAAGGUAUCUGA
Molecule: messenger RNA, 1434 nt
Organism: Lachnellula hyalina
Lineage: Eukaryota; Fungi; Ascomycota; Leotiomycetes; Helotiales; Lachnaceae
Exons: 4
Coding region: 1-1434 (477 amino acids)
Biological process (GO): methylation
Molecular function (GO): methyltransferase activity
Source: RefSeq, a predicted model, not a curated record